Colletotrichum higginsianum IMI 349063 is the source of this 891-nucleotide messenger RNA. Its product is annotated as Fumarylacetoacetate hydrolase family protein. NCBI's taxonomy places the organism in Eukaryota, Fungi, Ascomycota, Sordariomycetes, Glomerellales, Glomerellaceae. Gene Ontology annotation, molecular function: catalytic activity. The coding region runs from base 1 to 891 and encodes 296 amino acids. The transcript is spliced from 3 exons. The record is from RefSeq and is a predicted model, not a curated record.
AUGUCUGUGCCCUGGAAGCGACUUAUUCGCUUUGUCGCCAACGAUGGGAGGGUGCUCAGGGGCGAGCCCAUUCUUCCACAUGAAGGCUACGAUUUGGGAGACACCACAGAAGAAACAAAGCUCAAGGCCAAUGUGGUUGUUGGAUCUGACAUCUACGAUAUAUCUGGCAAGACCAGAGUUACCGACGAGGUUGUCGUGGUGAAGAAGCUGCUCGGCCCGCUGGCCCCAGAAGACGUGCCGAUCCUGCGAUGCGUCGGACUCAACUAUGCCACUCACAUCAGGGAGGCCGGUCGGAAGCCGCCGCCCUUUCCCUUCAUCUUUUUCAAGCCAAACACAACUGUCUUGGACCACGGCGCCGAUGUAGUCAUUCCUAAGAUAUGUCAGGAUGACCAGGCUGACUACGAGGGCGAGUUGUGUCUUGUGAUUGGCAAGGAUGCUAAAGAUGUGUCAGUGUCAGAAGCGCUGGACUAUGUUGCUGCUUAUACUUGUGGCAACGACAUCUCAUCUAGAAAGCUCCAACGCGACCCUGCUUUUGCGGGCAAUGUGCCCCAGUGGGGGUUUUCCAAGGGAUUUGACACAUUCGCACCCUUGGGGCCUUGCCUGGUCCGGCCUGAUCUUGUCGGAGAUCCCGGAUCGCUCUUGUUACAGACUAGGGUCGACGGCGAAGUGAGGCAGAAGGAGGGGGUCGACGAUUUGCUCUUCGACUGCGCCUACAUCAUCUCGUACCUCUCCUCUGGAACAACGCUACAAAAGGGCUCGGUCAUCAUGACGGGGACUCCGGGUGGGGUUGGUGCGGGUUUCAACCCUCCACGGUGGCUUUUGCCAGGAAACCAGAUGGAAGUCAGCAUCACUAACAUUGGUACGCUGAAGAACGGCGUCAAGUUUGCGUAG